AUGUUCAUCUCCAUCCUGUCCUUUAUCGCCAUGGCUGCCGUCGCCCAAGCCCUUCCUGCCACGCUCGUUGGCCGCCAGACCGUCAACGCAACUUCCCCUUUGGAGAGUGCCUACGGUCCAUUGGUUGAUUACGGCGACGUCGGCAACGAGGAAUCCCUCGCCUUCUGGCUCAUCGUCAUCCUUGUCCCCAUCUGCGGCUUCAUCGGUCUCACAUCCGUUAUCCUUUUGGCCCUCAACAGGCACCGCCGUCGCGCCGCCCUUGCCGCUCCCAACACCGAGGACGGCAACUCUAUUAACACCGUUGUGGGCACGCCCGAGUCUAAGAGUGUCAACCUUCCUGGCAAUGUUGGCAAGGGCCUCAGCGACAGCACCACCACGCACGAGUUUGUUGCUACACUCACGUACGCUUCGCCGCCCGCCAUCCCCAAGUGA
Molecule: messenger RNA, 432 nt
Organism: Apiotrichum porosum
Lineage: Eukaryota; Fungi; Basidiomycota; Tremellomycetes; Trichosporonales; Trichosporonaceae
Exons: 2
Coding region: 1-432 (143 amino acids)
Source: RefSeq, a predicted model, not a curated record